Molecule: messenger RNA, 1679 nt
Organism: Wyeomyia smithii (pitcher-plant mosquito)
Lineage: Eukaryota; Metazoa; Arthropoda; Insecta; Diptera; Culicidae
Product: zinc finger protein 540-like
Exons: 4
Coding region: 80-1561 (493 amino acids)
Source: RefSeq, a predicted model, not a curated record
CAAUGCGUCAGAUAAAUACAAAACUUUGCAUUUUUACUCGGCGAUCCAAUUAUGCUCGUAAUAUUUUUUUGAAAUUCCAAUGGAAACGGCACGCCAAGUACGGAAAAACUCUAAGGAGAUAAAAGACGAGCCACCGUUUGAGCUAGUGGCUAUAAAAGAUGAUCCUGAUGCCGAUAUUUCACUUUCUCUAAUUCGAGAAGACUUACCGGAACGGAACAGCAGCGCAGUGCGAAUGAAGCGCAAAUUAAUGAGAUCACGGGCUGUGCAAGUGAAAUCGGAAGACAUUGACGUGAAUGUACCGGCGGUGGCGGGAGAGAAUGAGCCCAUUAAUCCCGUAGUGGGCGAGUCCACCGUUGCGCAGUGCCGAUUUUGCCUGCGCAGGGUGUUGCGAAGCAACCUGAAAAUCAUUCUCACCAAGCACAAGCAAAAGGCUCACGCAGCUUUCAAGAUCAAGAUAUUUCCUGGGGAUGCCUAUCCGUUUGCAUGUUGUAAUUGUCUAAAUCUGCUAGAUAUCAUGCUGGAUUUCAAAGAAGCGGUCACGAAAGCGAAACAUUUAUUGCUAAGCGAGCGAGCAUUUCUCGAGAGUGAAGGAUGGGACGAUAGUGAUUGCAUGAAUGCCAUUUCUAAGUGCAGAGCCGUGGUGGAACAGCACAAGAACCAGAUCAAUUGCUCUUAUCAAGAGCUUAUGGGACGCAAACAAACGGAAGAAAUGAAGAGAGAAGAGGAAAACAUUGAACUGCGAAAUGCAGCAAUUGAAGUUGAUAGUGAAGUUCAUCAAAAUAUCGUUGACCAGUCGAUUGAUUGCGUGGAAAUGCCCAAACAGGAGGAAUUAGAUAUUACGGACACGCUGGAAAUGGGAAUAGAAUCGGAACCCGACACUUUUAUGCCGGAUGAAAGGGAGGACAAGGAUGCAAAUUCGGAUCUUUCAAGCGCAACUGACACGGAGGAUGAAGAUUUUGAAGAACUAAAAAAGGUGAAACGAACCAGGAAAUCGAAAGUGAAAUCCGCAAGAGAUAAGUCAGCUGGUAAAGCAUCAUCCAGUACCCAAGAGCUGUGUGACCUUUGUGGACAGCGGGUUUGCGCCCAGGCGGCCGAAUCACAUAAAAAUCGUCAUCUUGGAAUUAAACCGUACACAUGUCCGGCCGAGGGCUGUGAUUUAACGUUCUACAGCCGAUUCAAUCAAACCUUGCACGUCAGACGCAUCCAUCGUGAGAACGGUGUACCAUCGCACAAGUGCGAUAUUUGCGGACGGUAUAUCCGGGGAGCGUUGGGUGUGCUAAACUACCACAAGCGCAAGCACCAGCAGACGAAGAAACACGAGUGUCAAUUUUGUGGUAAAGGAUUUACGAUGAUGCAGUAUCUGAAGCAGCAUUUGACGGUCGUUCAUUCCGAGGUGUUUCCGUACGAGUGCAGCUAUUGCGGGAAAAAGUUCAAACUCAAAUGGAGUAUGAUAACGCACGAAAAAAAUGUUCACGAAAAAAAGUACCAGGCCGCUAUGAUCCAGGAGCAACCCGACACCAACUGUCCUGUUCCGGGUGACACUGGGUAUGAUUAUGUUUGAAACACAACCGCUAAGCAUUUGGAAUAGAACAAAUAGUUCUAACGUUAUUAUUAUUACCCCUUACGUCACUAUUAGUAUCGAUGCUGCUAAAAAUAUAUACCUACCUUAAAAUCCCUAA